Molecule: messenger RNA, 1095 nt
Organism: Schistocerca americana (American grasshopper)
Lineage: Eukaryota; Metazoa; Arthropoda; Insecta; Orthoptera; Acrididae
Product: UPF0602 protein C4orf47 homolog
Exons: 7
Coding region: 115-1095 (326 amino acids)
Cellular component (GO): centrosome
Source: RefSeq, a predicted model, not a curated record
CAACAUUAUUAGUAGCUUAUUCCAAAUUGAAUGUUCACUUUCUGGUGUUAAAGAGCAAAAUCAACAAUAUAAGGUCAUUUUACUUAGUUUUCCACCAUCACAGAAGAAAACAAGAUGCCGAAACAAAAGCAGAAACAAAAAACUGCAGACAUUGGCUUUCACUAUGGAAGGACCGAUCUGGAACGUAUUGGUUUAUUUGCAGAAAUGAGUUAUCUCCAUGGAAUGGGCUAUACUCGGCCUUAUGUCAAUGUUUUCAAUGAAGAAAGUAUCAAAGGGCGUCAGAUGAUUCCUGGUUUUCCACAGUCAAAAUGUGCAAGAGAUGAUGGUUACUUCAUUCCUUUCAGACGAAUCUUUCAGAAAGAAGCCUAUUUCAAUAAGAGUAGAGCAGCAUAUCUGGAACGACUUGCAGCAACUGCAAAGAACAUUGCACCAAGAACAUUUGUACAGCCAUCUCCAACAAAAAGACAAACUGGAUCUGGAGAUUAUUAUGGUUGUUUUGAGAAAAUUACAGCUUUCAGCCCAUUAAAACGAGCACAGCCUCCAAGAGUGAAGGAGCCAAAGAAUAUGCUUUCGAAGCCUCCGAAGAAGGGUGGACCAGGUUAUCCCGAUAUUACAUUUUCGCCAUAUCCAGAAUACAUAGAGAGCCUUUAUCGUGGAGAACUUCAGGACUACAGGAAUAAAUACAUACAACAUAUGUUAGUCAAUAAGAGACCUGCUUUCCUGUCAGCAAUUCAUCGAACUCAAUAUUUUGAUCCAAACCCAUAUUUUGUUCCUGAAGAGGAUGUUGGUCCUACGUAUGCUGAACCAGUAGGAAAAAUAGUCAAAGGUUUUGGAAGUGGUGUUUUUAUUCCCUCUUCACCUGGCAAAAAGGAUGGUGGUUGCAAAGCUGGCACCUUUGGCAAAUAUCCUGCUCAUUCAGAGGAUAAGUAUUUCCCUCCAAUAGAGUCUGUACCAAGAACGAUGUCUUCAAAUGUAUUUUAUCCACAAAUGAACAUCAGGAGCAUGCAGACGAGAUCUAUUGUCAAUUAUAAUGUAGACUUUGGUGUAAAUGCUGAGAACUGGAGGAAGUGUGGCCUUAUUGUGUACACACAAUAA